AUGGAAAAUCACUUCACAACAAAGAGGAACACAUUCCUCACACCGACGGCUACAGACAACCGAACAUUUGUGUGCACCGUCUGCGAAACCGAAAGAGUGUUAGGGUCCUUGCAAGGCCUCAGAAGACAUUAUACAAAAAAACAUCCAAACGAAAUGGGGGAGUAUGAGAAACUUCUAAAAAGAAGACCUGCUAUGUUUGAUGGCCCUUCUUCUUCUGCAAGCACUGCCACUGCCACUACCAACCUGAACAGUAAUAAUGAACCUGCCCCAAUGGAAUUUAUUAUUGAAAACCCUCAGGACACAUAUGGCCAUGAAAUCUCUGACGAAGACGAAUAUAGUGAUGAUCACAUUCUAUCUGAUUCAUCAGAUGACUAUGAUGAGACCACUGAUGACGAAGACACGGACACCAGAGUAGAAUAUGAUAGCCAGGAUCAUAUCGCUAGAAUGGCAGCAGAAAUGAGAACCUUCCAAUCUCUUUCUCAUGCCAUGAAUGCCUACUCAAACGAAGACAGCAGCAGACAGACAUUGUACCGGCCCGAUGACUUUGCUGACAUUUUUACUGGACCCACCCGUCCGUUUAAAUCGAAAGUAGAGUUUAUCUUACAUGCUCUCUUCUACGGCAAUGAAGAUCUUGCCUCAGAAAGAUCUAUCAAGAAGAUAAUGUUUGCCAUGAAGAUGGUCUUGGACGUCCGUGAAGAAUCUGGAGUAGCACUAGAUUUUCCGACACCAAAUGCUGUGAUUAACUAUCACAAGCAGAAAAAGAACCAGAUCCCUGUUUUUCCUACUGCCAGUUUCGAUGUUGUGAACCAAGACAAUGAACGACAUGUACUUUGGAUGAACAAACCGUCCGAUUACAUCAAGUUUACCAUGACAUGUCCUGGAAAAUCAUCUCAAAUCUCGGCCCUUCCUGACUUCACAGAAAACCAGUGGUUGAAUCUCAACCAAGGCGAAAAGUGGAAGGAGAACCCAUUGCUCCAGCACCCGAUGAUCACUUCAAACAGAAUGGACUACUGGGUGGGUGAUGUUGUCAAAGUCCAAGGCUCCCCGAACUGGUAUCUCCUUGAGAAGUUCUUCACCAAGGAUGGAUCAAUACUUGCCAAUGCGUUCCAGGUUUAUGGUGGCCACGAUCCUCGGCUGAACCAUCCUGAUGAUACACACUUCCUGCGGUUUGGAAACUCUACGAACUUUGCUGUCUCUACCCUGAAGUAUACCAUUGAAGUUGAUAGGAUUAUGUCUACUGUUCAAAAAGACAGUGAUCUUUUCCUCGGACGUGGUUUCUCUGUUUCUUAUUGCCCUGCCAAAAUUGUCACCUAUGCUCUUACUGGUGUUCAAUCUGACUUGUGGCUCAACAAAUCCCGUGUUGAAGAAUUCAAGAGAAGACACUGCAAAAAAAAUGCCCGAUUCCCAUACGUGAUAGGAUGUAAAAUUCUGUGUGAUUUUUGA
Phycomyces blakesleeanus NRRL 1555(-) is the source of this 1443-nucleotide messenger RNA. RefSeq lists its product as hypothetical. The transcript has 3 exons. Lineage: Eukaryota; Fungi; Mucoromycota; Mucoromycetes; Mucorales; Phycomycetaceae. Bases 1 to 1443 code for a protein of 480 amino acids. The record is from RefSeq and is a predicted model, not a curated record.